AUGGCGGCUCUGGCGAGGUGUUCGUUUGGAAGGUUGCAGAAAAAAUGUUCCUUUAUCUCGAGUUUAAGGUGUUCAAAUUUACCAAAACGCUCUCAGGUGGUUAAGCCAAUCCUAUCCCUUGGAAGGUGUGUUCCAUCUUUUUUUAUAAGAUUGUUAAUAUUAACGAAAUGGGAUGACUAUGCUGUAUUAUGUAAUAUUAUUGGGGUGUUUGGGACGAAAUGCGCAUUUUUAUCUCGUUUCUUCUUUGAAUUCCGUUUCUGUUGUCUCUCGAAAUGUUUGGCCUUGUAGAACCUUCGUAUUGAAUCUACGUGGAAGCUAUUUUGAAGCAUAGGCAAUCACUAUCCUUGCAAUUCUCAACGUAAGAAGACAUCUUAUAUUGUAAUUACACAGGAUUACACGAAGCAUGAGCCGUAAAUUUUUCAAAUUUGGCCAGAUAAUAGAAAUUUUGUUUGGAAGGAUAAUUUAUCAUGUAUAGCUAAUGGCUGCCCCGCUUCUGUAGUUAUCUGGAUUUCUCCAUCUUGUCUCUGACUUUAACUCUCUAGUUACAUGAAUUCCUCUCUGUAUGAGUUUACUUCAUAUCAGGUUGUUUGGUGUUUUUUACAGCUUACAAGUGGCACAUAGGGCAUAUUGUAGCCCUGCUAAGGAAACUUCAGACGAAGAUUUAAAAAACCAGCCAAUACGUUUUUCUACUUCAAGGGCACGGAGUAUAACAGUUGGUCAAACACUAGGAGAAAGAAAAAAGAGCACAUCUAUGGUGACAGUCUAUGUGAGUCUUACAAUCAUGGUCAUAUUGACGUACAUUAUCUUCUUCCUGCCACCCUCUAAACAAGAUGAAGAAGUAUUGGAUGUUCUAAAUGCCAGCAUGGUGGCAAAUGAGCAGGACAAAGGACAGUGA
Molecule: messenger RNA, 895 nt
Organism: Pocillopora meandrina
Lineage: Eukaryota; Metazoa; Cnidaria; Anthozoa; Scleractinia; Pocilloporidae
Source: the annotation of a GenBank genome assembly